Messenger RNA from Stylonychia lemnae, 636 nucleotides. NCBI's taxonomy places the organism in Eukaryota, Ciliophora, Spirotrichea, Sporadotrichida, Oxytrichidae. The record is from the annotation of a GenBank genome assembly.
AUGAUAGUUGAAAAGACAAAUGAAUAAGAAUCAGUGUCUAAAAAGUUAGAUUACCCAAUGCUAGACAUUGAGAUAACAUAUUAAGAAUAAUCCAUUAGACUUCCUCAGCUUAAAUAAUACAUUCCCUAAGAUAUUUUGGAAAGAGAACUUAGAAUACAUUAAUAUUUGGACUAAAAUCACAUAUUUCUACAAGAUGUUAAAAGUACAAUUUAAGAAUAUAAUAGAAGAGCCUGCAAAUCUCCUGCAGUAUUCUUGGAACUUAAGAAGAUCCGAGAAAACAGGCCUAAGUAAUCAUACAACUCAUCAAGCAAUUUGGUUUAACCUUCCUUCCUAAUGAAAAGAAUUCAAAAGAAAAACUAAUAGGCUUUAAGCGAAGCAUCGACUCCUUACGCUGAUUCAGUUGAGCUAAGUAAUAAGUGUAGUUUUUCUGAUCUUUCCUAGAAAAGCACAAGCAAUUUUGGCUAAAUGAUUGCUGAUAUGUCAAACCUCAAGAAGAGUUUAUUUGCUCCUCAUCAUCCUCAUUUGUUCUUGCAAAUUUAAAAGUAAGAUACUUCAGAUAAAGCAAACGACAUGAACCAAUGUCAAAACAACCAAUAAUCGUCCAAAAAUAUAGAUUAGGAUGCAAUUUUCAAUUGA